AUGGCUCUACGCCAGCCAAACCUGCAAUCGUUCCAAAAGAGAUCAAGUACAAACUUAGACCAAUCCCACACACAGCUUGUACCUCAGUCGCUCUCAGACCAACAGCGAAGAGUUGCAGAUUCUCAAGACCAAGAAUGGGUUCUCUUUGAUCCCUCUGUUACAUCGACAACUGAUCGCAAUUAUACGACAUCUACCGCGCGAACUUUAACGUUCGCCCGCUCACAGAUUAGUGAUAUAGGAAGCUUUGUCACCGAAGCUCAGAGUCACGAUGAUUAUAACGACCAUUAUAGCGAAGAACAAACAGGAGAUGAUGAAGAGUUAGAUAGCCUUGAUAGUCACUUGCAUGAGUUCAAGGCAGAACCCAGCACCUACCAUGGUUUAAGGCCAGAGCCUGGAGGAACCGUAUUGCCUACUCACGAUGGAUUGGGAAGUUUUAGGCUGGAUUGGACAACAAUGGGAGAUGACGUGCAAGAACAUCUGUACACAUUCGAGAAGUUUAACCCACAGCGGUCAAAGAGGCGGCGUGAAGGUAUGGAGCGAAGUACAUCUUUCUCAAAUGGACAAAUAUCGCACGAAGAUGAAAGACUUAGGCGUAUCGAAAGCUGGAGGAUGGAACACAGUCGAGUUCUUGUUAAUGAAAUCAAACGCGAGUCACGUCAGAAGAAUACCAAUACGGCAGAUGAGGCACAGUUUACCAACAAAGUUUCUGCCCAAGAAAAUAGGGCAAAGGCGAGUAAUACGGAAUUCGACUCACCUGGCAGCGACAAUGAAACUUUUUGGAAUAGAAUCAAGCGUAGAGUCAUACGUGACUUGAUUGGCAUUAAUGAUGAUCUUCUAUCUAUUAUCUUUGGUGAAUCCCUUCCGCCCGAUGGGGAUGAUCCAACUAUCUCGAAGCCCCAAGGCAGUGUCAAGCGCGAGGACUCCUCAUGGGAAUACAAGCUCUUGGAACGUAUAGGUCGCGAAUUAGGUAUCUUAGCCGGUCAAAUUUCUGAGCACCCUCCCGCGUUAAACACAAAUUCCAGGAUUCAAAGUCGGCCAUUACCAUAUGCUGGCUUUAUUUUCCUCACAGAUAAUAAGACUGUGACCCCUCCGUCUAAUCAAAAUUUCAAUGAAGAAUCUUCAGUUACCUCUCGGCCACCGGAUCCUGAGUUUCAACCUACAAUCCCAGCUCGUUCCCAGUCUUCACCAAAUUUAUUCAAAUCAACGGCCUCUCAAUCCUCUACACGAACCAACAAAGCCCCACGUACUAAUAUUAUAAACAAAAAUGAUCUAGCACGAGAAGAUUGGGAGCGUGAUCUUGAUUUGAAAGCAGUUUUCCGCUACCUGCGUGAUCGAGUCACAACUAAAUUCUUAUCACCCUCAACCUCCAGGUCAUCUUUAGUAACUACAUCUGAGCCGAUUUUAUCUAUCAGAACAGCGGACACAGUUACACGUGCAGCCCGAGUGCGUGAGCACCAUCCUUUGGUUUGCGGGGGAAUAUCAAGAGAGAAUGCAAACCCGGCAAACAUUAAUUGGAAAGUGAGUGUCCCUGUUAGUACAGUUGUUAGCGGCAUCUCGAGCAGCAUACUUGGUGCGAGUAGUGGACCAAAUCAGGCCUAUAACACACUGAAAUCAGGCCAAGACGAAAGUCGCGCUUGUGAUAUUGAUAAAGCUAUACAAAGUGGAAGCUCUAGGCAUUACUGGGAUUGGGCAGGAAGCGUAGGAAGCGGUAAUGGAGUUGGUGGAACGGGCGCUAUGGGAAGUUGGGGGGAGGUCUAG
Molecule: messenger RNA, 1758 nt
Organism: Blumeria graminis f. sp. triticale
Lineage: Eukaryota; Fungi; Ascomycota; Leotiomycetes; Helotiales; Erysiphaceae
Source: the annotation of a GenBank genome assembly